ACACGCCUCCACAUAAACCGGAAGUCCAGCGAAGAGCAAAAGUAGCUUGUCGUCAACAAGUUGAAGAAGUUGCCGUUUUGUUGGAAGUCCAGUAAAUAAACACAACAUGUCGGGAUCUUCCAGCAUCGUGGCGAUGAAGAAAGUCGUCCAACAACUGCGACUUGAAGCGGGAAUAAACCGAGUCAAGGUCUCCCAGGCCGCGGCCGACCUGCAGCAGUUUUGUCUUCAGAACGCCCAGCAGGACCCGCUGCUGACUGGCAUGUCGUCCAGCAACAACCCCUUCAGACCGCAGAAAGUUUGCUCCUUCCUGUAACUUCCGCCUUGUAUCUUCAGUGUGGUGUUGGUGGAUUCUACUUCAGCUUCUGCGGACCAAAAUGUCAUCAAGUCAUAAAGGGAACAAGCAACAGCUUUUUGUUAAGCAAGCUAAAGUUUGACAAAUACGAGUCUUUCAUGUUACACCAACUAAAUACUCCCACUAGUGCCUUGUACAGUUUCUCAUGUCUGACUUCAACUAUAAAUGAUUUUCACAUUUCCUGGUUUUGUCACCUCUACUUUUGUCAGUAACAGUAUCAACAAUGAGGUUAUGUUGUAUCCAUGCAUAGUAUUGAAGUGCGAUACCACUUAUUUUCUCUCUGAUCUGAUAUCAAGUAAAAUUCAGGCUACUGAUUCUACUUUGUGCAAACAUACAUAACAUGUGUGCUAAGAUUGAAAUAGUUGUAUCAUGUCUAAUGUAAUGACCAUUCUAGGUCUAAGACUACAUGUGACCAUUCUAGGUCUAAGACUACAUGGGACCAUUCUAGGUCUAAGACUACAUGUGAUCAUUCUCAGUCUAAGACUAGAUGUGACCAUUCUAGGUCUAAGACUACAUGUGACCAUUCUAGGUCUAAGACUACAUGUGACCAUUCUAGGUCUAAGACUAGAUGUGACCAUUCUAGGUCUAAGACUAGAUGUGACCAAUCUAGGUCUAAGACUACAUGUGACCAUUCUAGGUCUAAGACUACAUGUGACCAUUCUAGGUCUAAGACUACAUGUGACCAUUCUAGGUCUAAGACUAGAUGUGACCAAUCUAAGACUACAUGUGACCAUUCUAGAUCUAAGACUAGAUGUGACCAUUCUAGAUCUAAGACUAGAUGUGACCAAUAUAAGUCUACGACUAGAUGUGACUAAUAAAAGGCUAAGACUAGAUGUGACCAAUCUAAGACUAGAUGUGACCGAUAUAAGUCUAAGAGUAGAUGUGACUAAUAUAAGUCUAAGACUAGAUGUGACCAGUCUAAGACUAGAUGUGACCAAUAUAAGUCUAAGACUAGAUGUGACUAAUAUAAGUCUAAGAGUAGAUGUGACCAAUCUAAGUAAGACUAGAUGUGACCAAUCUAAAUCUAAGACUAGAUGUGACUAACCUAAGUCUAAGAUUAGAUGUGACCAAUAUAAGUCUACGACUAGAUGUGACUAAUUUAAGUCUACGACUAGAUGUGACUAAUUUAAGGCUAAGACUAGAUGUGACUAAUAUAAGUCUAAGACUAGAUGUGACCAAUCUUAAGUUUUAGACUAGAUGUGACCAACCUAAGUCUAAGACUAGAUGUGACCAAUCUAAGUUUUAGACUAGAUGUGACCAAUAUAAGUCUAAGACUAGAUGUGACUAACCUAAGUCUAAGACUAGAUGUGACCAAUCUAAGUUUUAGACUAGAUGUGACCAAUCUAAGUUUUAGACUAGAUGUGACCAAUUUAAGUCUAAGACUAGAUGUGACCAAUAUAAGUCUAAGACUAGAUGUGACCAAUCUCAGUUUUAGACUAGAUGUGAUCAAUCUAAGUCUAAGACUAGAUGUGACCAAUCUAAGUUUUAGACUAGAUGUGACCAAUCUAAGUCUAAGACUAGAUGUGACCAAUCUAAGUUUUAGACUAGAUGUGACCAAUAGAAGUCUAAGAGUGGAUGUGAAUAAGUCUAAGACUAGAUGUGACUAAUAUAAAUCUAAGAGUAGAUGUGAGUAAGUCUAAGACUAGAUGUGACUAAUAUAAGCCUAAGACUAGAUGUGAUUAAUUUAAGUCCAAGACUAGAUGUGACCAAGUCUAAGACUAGAUGUGACCAAUAUAAGCCUAAGACUAGAUGUGACCGAUCCAAGUCUAAGACUAGAUGUGACCGAUCUAAGACUAAGACUAGAUGUGACCAAUUUAAGUCUAAGACUAGAUGUGACCGAUCUAAGUCUAAGACUAGAUGUGACCGAUCCAAGUCUAAGACUAGAUGUGACCGAUCUAAGACUAAGACUAGAUGUGACCAAUUUAAGUCUAAGACUAGAUGUGAUUAAUCUAAGUCUAAGACUAGAUGUGACUACUAUAAAUAUAUAUUUGAACUGUGACCAAAGUUCAGUGGAUUCAAAAAUAAAAGCACCUUCAUAAAGUUAUGAUAUAAUUGAACAUGAAUAAAGGUAUAUUAUUAUUUUAUUCUUACAUGGGAAAAAAUAACAGUCAAAAUGUAAGAAAAAAAACAUGGAUAUGUCAUGAGAAAAAGUUGUAAUUAAUAAUAAUAUACUUAGUCACAUAUAAUACACAAUAUCUGUUUUUAAUAACCAACAUCAACAUGUCUCCUGCAUACUUUCACUUGUUUUGGUGGAAAAAGUAUCAACUUAAGUAUCAAUAUUUUAAUGUGAGGAUGGAUAUUAGAGCAUAAACAUCUGGUAUCGGCAGUGUGGAUAUUUCAGUAUCGAUCCACACACCACUAAUGUUUACGUGUGAACCAACAGCUCGCGCCAAACGACUUCUAGCAAGUCAGAGCUUUUUUCCUGUCACUCCCGCACAUAUGCAGCUGAGACAUACCUGCUGCACCUUCAGUCCUGAGACAUUAACGAUGUAAUUAGUCAGGAAGAAUUAGUUUUAUAAUCAUCUUCACAUCACUAUCUCACUUUUAGGGAAUCAAACACAAAGAAGACACUUUUUGAUGAGUGAAAUCAUCUGUUUUCACUUUCAUUUCAUGGCUCAGUCGCUCACAGCACAACAUUUAUAUCGCGAUUGCUCCUCCUUUUCUUAGAUAACCAUGUUGGGCGAUCACUUCUACUUGGUGGAUUGUUUCCUGUCUUAUUUGGAGUUUGUUUUUACUAUGCAAGGUUCCAAAUGUCAGGAAAUGCUUUGUGAGAGGAGGAACAGCAAGACUUAAAUGAUUUCUUAAUUACUCCCACAAAUGUACACUGUGACUUUUUGUAUUUCAUCUAUAUUGUGAGGAGUGAUCGCAUUAAUUCAAAGACUACUUUAUUACUCACAAAUGUACACUGUGACUUUUUGUAUUUCAUCUAUAUUGUGAGGAGCAAUCACAUAAAUACAAAGACUACUUGAUUACUCACAAAUGUACAUUGUAACUUUUGUAUUUCAUCCAUGUUGUGAGGAGCGAUCGCAUGACUACAAAUACUAUUUUACAACACAAAUGUACACUGUGACUUUUUGUAUUUCAUCCAUGUUGUGAGGAGCGAUCACAUGAAUUCAAAGACUACUUUAUUACUCACACAAAUGUACUGUGACUUUUUGUAUGUCAUCCAAAUUGUGAGGAGCAAUUGCAUGAAUAAAAAGACUACUUAAUUACUCACACAAAUGUACACUGACUUUUUGUAUGUCAUCCAUAUUGUGAGGAGCGAUCGCAUAAAUACAAAGAUUACUUAAUUACUCACACAAAUGUACACUGACUUUUUGUAUUUCAUUCAUAUUGUGAGGAGCGAUCGCAUAAAUACAAAGACUACUUAAUUACUCACACAAAUGUACACUGACUUUUUGUAUGUCAUCCAUAUUGUGAGGAGCGAUCACAUUAAUAGAAAGACUACUUUAUUACUCACACAAAUGUACAUUGUAACUUUUUGUAUGUCAUCCAUAUUGUGAGGAGCGAUCGCAUUAAUAAAAAGACUAAUUACUCACACAAAUGUACACUGUGACUUUUUGUAUGUCAUCCAUAAUGUGAGGAGCGAUCGCAUGAAUAGAAAGCCUACGUUAUUACUCACACAAAUGUACAUUGUAACUUUUUGUAUGUCAUCCAUAUUGUGAGGAGCGAUCGCAUUAAUAAAAAGACUAAUUACUCACACAAAUGUACACUGUGACUUUUUGUAUGUCAUCCAUAUAGUGAGGAGCGAUCACAUGAAUAGAAAUACUACUUUAUUACUCACACAAAUGUACACUGACUUUUUGUAUUUCAUUCAUAUUGUGAGGAGCGAUCGCAUAAAUACAAAGACUACUUAAUUACUCACACCAAUGUACACUGUGACUUUUUGUAUGUCAUCCAUAAUGUGAGGAGCGAUCGCAUGAAUAGAAGGCCUACGU
Molecule: messenger RNA, 4290 nt
Organism: Entelurus aequoreus (snake pipefish)
Lineage: Eukaryota; Metazoa; Chordata; Actinopteri; Syngnathiformes; Syngnathidae
Product: guanine nucleotide-binding protein G(I)/G(S)/G(O) subunit gamma-5
Exons: 3
Coding region: 107-313 (68 amino acids)
Biological process (GO): G protein-coupled receptor signaling pathway
Cellular component (GO): heterotrimeric G-protein complex
Molecular function (GO): G-protein beta-subunit binding
Source: RefSeq, a predicted model, not a curated record